This is a messenger RNA of Lycium barbarum (goji berry), 1200 nucleotides long. RefSeq names its product glycine-rich RNA-binding protein 4, mitochondrial-like. Bases 165 to 962 code for a protein of 265 amino acids. The transcript has 5 exons. Gene Ontology annotation, molecular function: RNA binding. NCBI's taxonomy places the organism in Eukaryota, Viridiplantae, Streptophyta, Magnoliopsida, Solanales, Solanaceae. The record is from RefSeq and is a predicted model, not a curated record.
CCAGUUUGGGACUGCCUUUCAUCCAAUGGCCCAGAUUGUGCCAAGGUUUUAUCUUUGUAUGGCCAAAAUAUUUAACAAUAUUUAUACCCACAAAGUUCUAAAACCCUACUGCUGAAUUCAGGUUUAAGGGAAAACAUUUUCUUCAACACCUAAAAGGUUUAAAGAUGGCUUUGUUCAAUAGAAUUGGAAAUAUGCUUAAACAGAGUGUUAGCAAGCACACGAACUUGGAACUGUGUGCCUCUAGAACCUCACUUUACCAAGCUAUAAGAAGCAUGUCUUCUUCAAAGCUUUUUGUUGGAGGUCUCUCAUACGGCACUGAUGAAACUUCUCUGCGAGAGGCAUUUUCCCAACAUGGUGAAGUGAUUGAAGCUAGAGUUAUUUUGGAUCGUGACACUGGGAGAUCCCGAGGGUUUGGUUUUGUUAGUUAUACGUCUGCUGAAGAAGCAUCAAGUGCCUUGAAUGCCUUGGAUGGCCAGGAACUCCACGGGAGACGGGUAAGGGUGAAUUAUGCCACAGAAAAGCGUCAGGGAGGAUUUGGGGGUGGUUAUGGUAGUGGAGGUGGAUAUGGUGGGGGAGCUGGAGGUUACGGAUCCGGCAAUUAUGGAGGUGGUGGUAACUAUGGUACCAAUAACAGUUACCCUGCAGGUGGUGGCAACUAUGGUGGAGGAGUGGGGUAUGGUAGUGGUGAAGGUGGAAACUAUGGUGGAAGUGUCGGACAAGGUAAUUUUGGAGGUGGAUAUGGUGGUGGGAAUAGUGGAAAUUACAAUGCUGGUGUUUCCAGUGGUAAUGAUCUGUUCAACAACUCUGAAUUUGGUGGGAGCUCUGGGACCUCGAACAAUGGUGAGCAGCUUGGUGCAGACCAAGGGACUGAAUCUGUGAACGAUGAUUUCACGCCAGGUGCAGAAGGAAGUCACAGAGAUGACAAUGAUGAGCCAAAUGACUAUGCCAACUCUAGGGGUUGAUAAUAUGUCCUUCCAUGCCAUUCAAGAACUUUGGCUUUGGCACAAGUACAUGUGCUUGAGGCAUAGAAAGUAUAUUUUAUUUUCAUCUGGGUUGCUACUGAUUGCGUGCUUCACCUAGUUUUAUGUAUGUGUAGGAUUAAAUGAUUUACUCUUUUAAUAUUAUCGUUUCUCUGUUUUGAAAGGUGUAUAAUUUCAUGGAGCUCCCAAGUAUCGAUUUUAUGCAUUGUGCAGUGCUGAA